Fonticula alba is the source of this 4639-nucleotide messenger RNA. RefSeq lists its product as hypothetical. The coding region runs from base 1 to 4269 and encodes 1422 amino acids. The transcript is spliced from 12 exons. Gene Ontology annotation, biological process: rRNA processing. Gene Ontology annotation, cellular component: small-subunit processome; nucleolus. Gene Ontology annotation, molecular function: RNA binding; protein binding. Lineage: Eukaryota; Rotosphaerida; Fonticulaceae. The record is from RefSeq and is a predicted model, not a curated record.
AUGUCGAAGAAAUCCCCCCCCACUAAGUCGCUUGUCGCCUCCGCCAGCGCCUCUUCGGCCGUGGAGCAGGACUUCCCUCGUGGUGGCUCUACUGGCCUGGCGCCGGUCGAGUACCGGGACGCCCGUCGCCAGGCCCAGGCUGACGCCGAGAAGGAGCUCCUGACCAAGCUCGGCAAGCGCUCGGCCCAGGACGAUGAGCUGACCGCUGCGCCGAAGAGCAAGCGCCUCAAGAAGAAGGAUCAGGCUGCCGCAGCUCCGACCAAUGUGGUCAUCCCCCCGAUUGUGUCCCUCCGCUUCAAGUCCCUGCGCACGGGCAUGUCUCUGCUUGGUGCGAUCAAGGAGAUCGGCGAGCUCGAGCUGGCCAUCUCCCUGCCGAAUGGCCUCACUGGCUACGUGCACAUUGCGGAGAUCUCGCCCUACGUCACGGCGCAGGUGGAGCACGUCGCCGCCCAGGAGGGUGACGACAUCUCCCUCCCCAACCUGGCGGAGAUUUUCCGCGUCGGCGACUUCGUCCGCUGCGUUAUCACCGAGCUUGGACGCACCGAAACCAACCGCAACCGCAUCGAUCUUUCGAUCAACCCGCAGAAGGUCAACCUCGGCAUCACUGCUGAUGACCUUGUCUCCAACAUGAUGCUCUCGUGCAGCGUCAAGAGCAUCGAAGACCACGGCUACCAGCUGGACAUCGGUCAGCAGGAUGUCCGUGGCUUCCUGCGCAACUCCGAUGCCAAGGACUUCAUCGAGAAGCGGGGCCGGCCGCUGGCCCUCGGCGAGGUGCUCAUUGCCAAUGUGCACUCGAUUAAUGGCGGUGUCGCUCGGGUCACCCUCAACCCGAGUGUCCUCUCGACGGCCGUGACCAAGGUCAGUCAGGUGUCUACCUGGGAUAGCCUUAAGCCCGGUGUCCGGGUGUCGGCCUUCGUCGACCAUGUCAUUCCCUCGGGUCUGCGCACCACCGUACUUGGCAGCUUCAAGGGCACCAUUGACAUCUUCAACCUGGGCAUCAGCAAUCUCUUCUCGGCCCCGAUCGAGUCGCUUUUCAGCCCGGGCACCCGUAUUGAAGCUCGUGUGAUCUUCGUCAAUGUCGUUGACCAGGUCAUUGGUCUGUCGCUUCUGGAGCACGUCCUGGCCCUGAAGCCGUGUGCCUUCACCGCGCCGGCCUCUCAGCUGCGCAUGGGUGCCUUCUUCGAGCAGGCCACCGUCACCGGCGCUGACGAGCACUCCGGUGUGGCCCUGUCCCUGGGCGAUGGCAUGCAUGGCUUCGCGCACGCCACGCGCCUGGUCAAUGACACGGAGAAGAUCAAGAACUUCGACCGCUCCUUCGGGAUUGGCACUCGUCACCGGUGCCGUGUCCUGUCAGUGGACUACUUCUCCAGCCUGCUGCAGGUGACCCUGCAGCCUUCGGUGCUGGCUAUCCCCUACAUCUCGUAUGCCGACCUCUCCGCCAAAAAAAAAAUCCAGGGGCAGGUCCUGUCCCACCAGGACGCCGGGUUCCUGGUGCAGCUGUGUGACGGCAUCGUCGGCUACUGCUCCUACAACCACGCCAGCGAUGUGCCGCUUUCCUCCUACGCCAAGAAGUUCCCCGAGAAGUCCAAGGCUCGGUUCCUGGUCAUGUCUUGCGAUCCUGCUCGUAAGCGCCUGGUCCUGAACGCGCGCCGGUCCAUGGUCCAGAUGAAGGGGGGCAAGUACUUCACCGACAUCAAUGCCAUCAAGGUGGGCGAUGUCAGCGUGGGUCUUGUGUCGCACGUCGCCGAGUAUGGCCUCUUCGUGCGCUUCCUCAACAAUGUUUCCGGCAUGGCGCACAUCUCGCAGCUGUCCCAGUCGCACGUCAGCGACGUGAGCCAGAUGUUCAAGCGCUUCCAGCCGGUCCGUGCCCGGGUGAUCGCCAUCGACAACGAGCGCGGCCGGCUCAGCCUCAGCCUGAUCAUGGACGACAAUGUGUCGGCUGACGGCAAGGACAUGGCCAGCCUCGUUGCCGCUGCCAAGGACAACCCCGCCAGCAUCAUCGGCAAGACCCUCACCUGCACGGUGAAGAGCGUGGACACCGGCUCGGCCCUCGUGUCGCUCGGACCCUCGACCAAUGCCCGGGUCUCCGUCGUGGAUGUGGUUGAUGGUUUCCCCACUCGGCCUCUGGCUGCCCUCUCGGCCGGUCAGCGCACCAAGUGUCGCAUCAUUCGCUUCGACCCGGAGCGCAACUUCAUCGAUGUUACUCUUCGCAAGUCCCUCCUCAGCCAGGAGACCCUGUCUCUCAGCGUGCCUGAGGACACUGGCUCCGCGCAGGCUCCCCUGCAGCUGGUUGUUGCCUCGCAGCUGCAGGCCGGCCAGAUUGUUGGUGGCUACGUGUCGGCCAUCAAUCAGGGCGGUAUUUUCGUCCAACUGACGUCCGAGAUGUUUGGUCGGAUCAAGAUUUCCGAGAUCUCCGACCUCUUUAUCAAGGACUGGCAGUCGACCGUCUCUGUCGGCCAGCCGGUCUCGGUCUACGUGAUCAGCGUGGAUCAUGCCAACCUGCGGGCCGAGCUGUCUCUGCGUGAGAGCCGCUUGAACCCGUCGGUCUCCACGGUGACCGUGGGCCAGCGCCUGCGCGGGUCAAUCAACCGCAUUGUCGACUUCGGCCUGUUUGUCAGCGUGUCCCCGACGCUGCGUGGCCUGUGCCACAUCAACCAGGUGCCCCAGUAUGCGGUGGGCACAAAGAUGACGCCGGAGCAGCUGCAUGCCAACUACCAGAUCGGCCAGCUGGUGCAGGUGAUGGUGAUCAGCUACGACGCGGCUACCCGGAAGAUCGGCUUCAGCAUGCUGCCCGAGCACUUUGAGAACAUCAGCGACACUCAGGUGGAGGACUUCGGUGUGCAGGCCCUGGCCGAGUCGAUCAAGCAGCAUCAUACCGACGAUCGGGCCCGCCCGCAGCAGGGUGUCUCGGCGGCGGCCGCCCUGCUGGCGGCCCUUUCCGCCUCGGAUGACAACUUGUCCACCACCGAUGAGGAGGGCACCAGCGACUCCGACAUGGUGGAGUCCGACUCCGAUGAGGACAUGGUUGAUGCCCACAGCGGCCCGGCCUCCGACUCGGAUGACGACGAGGACAUGGACCUCGAGUCCGAUGAGGAUGAUGAUGAUGAUGAUGAUGAGACUGGCAACACUGGCACCCUGGUGUCGGCCGGCCAGUUCGACUGGUCUGGCUCGCUGGCGCCGGUGGUCCAGUCCGACAGCGAUGCCGCCGACUCCGGCCUCGAGUCGGCCGAGGACGACACCGACGAGGAGGAUGGCGAGGAUGGGGCCUCGGAGGCCUCCUCUCGCCAGAAGGCCAAGCGUGCCAAGCAGCGUGCCAAGCGCGAGCGCGAGCAGGAGAUCCUGGCGCGCGAGCGUGAGCUGGCUGCCGAGGUUAGCGGCACCGGUGCCACCCCUCGCACGGCCGACGACUUCGACCGUCUGCUGCUUUCCUCGCCCAACUCCUCCUUCCUCUGGAUCAAGUUCAUGGCCUUCCACCUUAGCACUGCCCAGAUUGACCAGGCCCGUGCGGUGGCUGAGCGUGCCCUUUCCACCAUCGACUUCCGCCAGGAGCAGGAGAAGUACAACAUCUGGAUCGCCCUGCUGAACCUGGAGUCGCGCUUCGGCACGGAGCAGUCGUUCGCGGCGACCGCGGCCAAGGCGGCCCAAUUUGCCGAUGCCAAGAAGAUCCUCCUGCAGGUGGCGUGCAUCCACGAGCAGGCCGGGCGCCUGCAGCAGGCCCUGCUGGCCUUCCAGUGCUUUGUGAAGAAGUACAAGCAGAGCUCCAAGGCCUGGCUCAAUUAUGGGCAGUUCCUCCUCCGGUUGGCCCUGACCGGGGAGCGCAUUCCCGAGAUGGAGGAGGGUCUGGAUGCGCCGCGUGUUCUCCAGCGCUCGCUGCUCAGCCUCCCUCGGCAUAAGCACAUCAAGACGAUUGCCAAGUUUGCGCAGGCCGAGUUCCGUCUCGGGUCUCCGGAGCGUGGCCGGACCCUGUUCGAGGCUCUGCUUUCCAGCCACCCCAAGCGCCUGGACCUGUGGAGUGUCUAUGUGGACAUGGAGGUGCGCGCGGCCCACAACCCGGCCGCGCACUACAUCGGCUCCGAGGAGGCGGGCACGGCGGAGCGCGUGCGUGCCCUGCUGGCCCGCCUGGCCAGCCUCACCUGGCCGGCCCGGUCGAUGCGUUUCAUUCUGAAGAAGUGGAUGACCUAUGAGGCGCGCAACAACCCCGGCGACGAGGCGGCCCUGGACCGCGUGCGCACCCUGGCCCGGGAGUAUGUCAGCUCGCUGGGCAACUGAGUGCUGCCGGGAGCCGUGCCGGAAGAGAGACCACAAGGGUGGAGGAGCAGACAACGGGCAAGGAGACAAGCCGGAAGAGGCCACACAUGAGACAGGCAUCCGACGGGGCCGCGGCCGCGGCCGGGGGGGGGCGAGGGAGAGUGCAUCUGGCCCUCUCCCCACCGCCGUGGCCGGCUUUUCCUCUGAUCUGCCUUCUUCUUUGCGCCUCGGAGAAUGCAUUUGCCGGGUGGGGGGGGUUUGCCCUCGCCUGCAUGCGGGAUGAUUCCCCUGGGCACGAAAAGGGCCGUCAUACCCUUUCGGUGUCCAGUGCCUUUCCUUCUCUCCUGGACUUGGGCCAGCUUGUCGCUGGGCCCAGUGUAAUAGAUUUCAU